CAUGGCUUUUACGUACCCCUGGUCUCAUUUAUGUGGCUGUUUGGACAGUCAAUAUGCUUGUGUGGGCGUGCUUGGGCGCCCUAGGCGCGUUCAUGUAUCUGUGGGCGAAUGACUGGAAGAAUGAUGUUCCCCGGACGCAUUCGGACCGCGAGGUUUGGGUGGCGAAAGGCCUCGGCAUCUUUUUCUUGGUAAUGUGCGCCUUGUGGCUUUGCACGCUUGUCUUUUUGCGAAAGCGGAUCAACUUGGCAGUCGGAUUAGUUAGGGAGGCGGCCCGGGCGGUGAUCGACAUGCCCCUGAUUGUCCUGUACCCCUUUCUCCAAGCCGCCGGCCUUGUGCUUUUUCUCGUGCCUUGGUCUUUUUACUCCGUCA
Messenger RNA from Nannochloropsis gaditana CCMP526, 369 nucleotides. Its product is annotated as choline transporter-like protein 1-like protein. The transcript has a single exon. Gene Ontology annotation, biological process: transmembrane transport. The record is from RefSeq and is a predicted model, not a curated record. Gene Ontology annotation, molecular function: transmembrane transporter activity. The annotation marks the transcript as partial.